AUGGAUGAAGACUUCGAAAAAAAUGGGUCCCAUAAUUAUGAAGAAAUUCUUCAUAAAAAUGUGAAAGACAUUGAAAAUAAAGUACAACAGUUGAAAAAUACCACCCUCCCUGAUGAUAAUGCAUUGAAAGAUGUUAAUGUAUUGUUCGAUAGAACUGUUCAACUGAAAGACAAGUUUUCCACUGUUUAUUUUCAAUACAUCAAGCAUAGUUCAGUCGUAAUAUAUGAAAAGAAACUGAAAGAAUUGAUAAAGGAAAUCGAGUCCUUAAAACAUAUGCUUAUUCAGAAUAAGAACAAAAAAGUCUUGGGAGUGUUCAAUGACAUUUGUGGUGAUAAUUUUCUUAUUCCAGAAAAUGACUCCAUUGAAAAUGAAAAUGAGAAUGAAAAUGAAAGUAAAGAGUUAACUGAUGACUGGGUUGACUUAAAUCAGCAUAAGUUAUUCUUUCAAAAUCUUCAAAAUGAAAGGAUAAUUAGAGGACAUGACGAAACUGAAUGCUCGAGCCUAAUUCUGGACAAUUUAGUUAAUUGCGAAGUUAUAAUUCUCGAUGUGUUAAGUUCUGUGUUAAUACGAAGAAUUAAAAACUGCACUAUUUGGGUUGCUGUGGUUGAAUCUUCUAUUUUAAUAUAUAAUUGCCUGGGCUGCAAUAUAUUGUCAAAUUCAAAGCAAAUAAGAAUACAUGACACUAGUGAAACGAAUUUCUACAUUAACACAAUGAGUUCUCCCAUCAUAGAGAACUCGAAUCAGCUAACUUUCUUUCAAUACAAUUUGAAUUAUGAUGGUUUGUCAGAAUUAUUAAAAAAAAAUAACAUAAAUAAGAACUCAAACAAUUGGAUGGAAAUUCUAGAUUUCAACUGGCAGGAUACACAGGAACAGUCUCCAAACUUUAGUAUAUCAAAAGAAACACAGGUGUAUUACAUAAAAUUACAGAAAAUAUAUCAUAUUCAAAAUGACCAAGGACAAACAGUAAAUGGAAAAUAUGUUAUAGAAAACUUCCCUGUGUUUUUAAAAAAAGUAGAUUAA
This is a messenger RNA of Plasmodium gonderi, 1020 nucleotides long. RefSeq lists its product as hypothetical. The record is from RefSeq and is a predicted model, not a curated record. The transcript is spliced from 9 exons. Bases 1 to 1020 code for a protein of 339 amino acids. NCBI's taxonomy places the organism in Eukaryota, Apicomplexa, Aconoidasida, Haemosporida, Plasmodiidae. Gene Ontology annotation, biological process: tubulin complex assembly; post-chaperonin tubulin folding pathway. Gene Ontology annotation, cellular component: cytoplasm.